This is a messenger RNA of Cebus imitator (Panamanian white-faced capuchin), 1424 nucleotides long. RefSeq lists its product as uncharacterized. The record is from RefSeq and is a predicted model, not a curated record. Lineage: Eukaryota; Metazoa; Chordata; Mammalia; Primates; Cebidae. Bases 274 to 801 code for a protein of 175 amino acids. The transcript has a single exon.
UCUCCACCUCCUCUGACACUUAGGAGUCACGUGUCAACAGGCCCAGCUCUAGGAGGGGCAUUCUCACAUCCUCUGACUCCUUUCCAGCCCCCACACCAAGGAAGAUGCCAGGAUGACAAGGACAGUGACACAUGGCCUGGCAGUACUGCCCUGUAAAGACUCUACACAGCCUCAACCUGGUAAUCCUAAGCGCCAGUUGCAGGGAACUGGUCAGCAAGACACGUCUCACCUUAUGCGAUGGUGGCACGAAGGGCCCUGGGGAGUGAUGGUUAAAUGUCUAACGGCCAGCUGGAACAGGGGCACCUCAGCAGCCCAUGCAGCCUGCACACAGCUGGACACUCCUGUGGCAGCAGCGGCCACCACCAGCUGCAGAGCCAUCUCAGCCACUCGGGCAACCACACAGGUCUCUGCAAAACCCAUCCUUUUAGCCAAUGCUUGUCAAUCACAGAGUUUCAGGGAAAGGCACAAGCCUGCCUGAAUCCAAGUCCACAGGAAAAGAUCCCUCCACCUCUUGAACCACCCCUCAGCGAGGAAGAAUUUCAUGCUCUCCCUGAUGUGAUGCAGAACGUCACCAGGGUGUCAGCUUUGGGAGAAGCAAGGCAUUCUUCUAAUCACCGUCAUCCAGGCCUCUUUCCUGGAUGCAGAUUCAGUGUGAUACCGAAAAGGACGAACAAUCGACGUGCUGUGUUUGGCAGCAAGACCAAUGCGAGAAGAAGCACCAACCACUUAGAAACCCAACGGGAGCAUUUCGACUCAGUCUUGUGGGCAGCGCCUGACUUCUGCUCUCACUUAAUGGCCUAAAUGAUUGUUUCAGAGCUCCCCACUGCUCCUGGAAGACGUCAUGGACACCAGGCCAUGAAUGCCUUCACUGCAUCCUGAAGAAUCAAAGCAUUUUUAUAGCAAACAUCACCUCCUCCCUGCAAUCCUCACCGUUUGGGCAAUCUGGAAUACACAGGAACUGGAACCAAACCAAACCAGGGCAAGGAGACUAGGUCUAAGGGGGACACAUCCACACUUCUGUCCUUCUGGCAAGUUCAGAAGUCACACCUGAAGGCAGGUGGAUGUCUAGAAGAUGGGGGGAAUGUUGUAUUUCCUUGUUCUGUGAGUUGAUAACAAGGAGAUUUUAAUCUCAGCUCUGAAAGUUGAAAGGGGAACUUGAAGUCACUUCACUACCCUCCUCUUGGGAAGUGAUUCCACAAGUUUAUAUCCAUAAUCCUGAGUAGACUUCAUGAUCAGCUUUCUCUCUGAACAUUGAAAUGUAGAGAAAAUGACAGGGGAAGUUAGAAUAGCAACUCCAUUAGAUCACUGAACAAAGCAUACGAAUGUUACUCUUCUCACAUUAGCAUUUCCAUUUAUGUUAACUUGUACAUCUACCCAUAAAGCUGCCCUUUUUAUUACAAAUAAAUAUGUCAAGUUAAAAUAAA